CGCUCACUCCCUCCUUCACAGCCCGAGCAGCCUCCCGCCACCCGUGCACCUCUCCCUCCGCCCUCGGCUGCGCUCGGCUCCCGCAGGCGCUCGGCCCUGCGCCCUCGGUCCCCUCCCCGUCCGCCCGACAGAGAGAGCCAAUGGCAGGGUGCACCGUCCUCAGGGUCCCCAUGCUGUUCCUGAUCCUCCUGCUAUUCCCAGAGCUCUACACGGCAGGCACCCACUCAUCUGGAUCCUCUGCCCGGAACCUGCCCGAAACCCACUCCCACCUCCUCGGCUCUGCACUGCGGGUGCCUCGGGCAAGCCAUCAUGGCCGCCGGGGCCUGGGGAAGAAGGACAGGGGCCCAGGCAGGCCUAGCCGGGCCCAGGAGGAGGCUGUGGCCUCCGCCACCAGGCAGGCUUCCCAGAUGACACUUGGACAGCCCCCUGCUGGUCUUCUGCAGAACAAGGAGCUGCUCCUGGGGCUGGCAUUGCCCUACCCCGAGAAGGAGGCCCGGUCUCCCGGUUGGGAGAGGGUAAAGAAACGCGGCAGAGAACACAAGAGGCGCAGGGACCGUCUGCGACUGCACCGAGGCCGAGCUGCCAUCCGUGGCCCCAGCUCCCUAAUGAAGAAGGUGGAACCCCCUGAAGACCGGAUGCUGGAGGGCGCCAUGGAGGAGUCUUCCACUAGCCUGGCCCCCACCAUGUUCUUCCUAACCACGGCAGACGGUGCCACGCCUACUACAGAAGAGUCCCGGAUCCUGCCUGUCACCUCCCUGCGGCCCCAGACACAGCCCAAGUCUGAUGGGGAGGUGAUGCCCACACUGGACAUGGCCUUAUUUGACUGGACGGAUUAUGAAGACUUAAAGCCAGAGGUCUGGCCUUCUGCGAAGAAGAAAGAGAAACACUGGAGUCAUUUUACCAGUGAUGGUAACGAGACAUCACCAGCUGAGGGGGAACCAUGCGACCAUCACCAGGAUUGCGUGCCAGGAAGUUGCUGUGACCUCCGGGAACAUCUCUGCACACCCCACAACCGCGGCCUCAACAACAAAUGUUUUGAUGACUGCAUGUGCAUGGAAGGGCUGCGUUGCUAUGCCAAAUUCCACCGGAACCGCAGGGUCACUCGGAGGAAGGGGCGCUGCGUGGAACCUGAGACAGCCAACGGGGACCAGGGAUCUUUCAUCAACAUCUAGCGCCCUAGUGGUGCCUCCCCACGGGCUCGGGGUCUGAGCCAGGGUGAUUUAGGACAAACAGGACCGUGUUAGUAACUAGCUCAGCUUGGGGCUGAGUAGGGAACCGAGGGCUGCGGCUGCAGGUGCAGGCCCUGUACACUCAACCACAAGCUGGAAGGGCAGCUUGGCGGAGAGCGGAGAGCAGUGCGCCUGCGCCUGCCUGCCCGCAGCCCGGGGCGGGACCCCACCUACUCACUGAUCCUGCUCACCCGGUGGCUUUGUGUAGUGCACCCUCUUCUGCUCGACACCAGCAUUGCAGCAGUUUCAAUUUGUGAAAUCAAGAAGCUUCCUUGACUUGAGUUGGAAAGAGAGGGGACACCUGACAGUCUGACAGUCGACAGUCGUGGGUCUGGAAUGCUAUGUCGCAGGCAAACGCCAAGCACCACAUGGAUUUUUACUGAAUUUCCACGGAGCCCGUGGAUAAGCGACUAUUGACGCGCACCUGAGGUGAGUGAUCCCUUGUGCAGGAUCUGACAUCAUCCAUGAUCCUCCAGUUUUGGCAGCAGAGACAGCUUGACUUGACCGUCCUCAGACUUUGCUAAGAGAGACUUUUUGAUGGACCGAGUCUCACUUUUUGGCCAAGCUGGCAACUCAGACAAUCCUCCUGCCUCUGCCUUCCAAAUGCUGGGUCAGCAUAUUUGGCAGGUGUAUCUUCCUUAAAAACAAAACAUGAAGGCUGGGGUUGUGGCUACGUUUGUAACAUGCUUGUAUGAAUCUCGCCUGGGCUGGGCUUCUUCAAUUAGUGUGAGGCCAGGCUACCGGAGACUGUAUCUCAAGCAAAACAAAAUAAGCUGUUUGCCUAACCUACACAGGGCCCUGGGCUUGGUCCCACUCCGUUUCCCCCUUUCCUUGCUUCUUUCCCUCAGCUCCUACACAGGGCACCUGUUUUCAAGUGAAGAAUAAUCCCCGUGGCUGGGUCCUUGCCUGUGACAGGUGCUAAUCACAGUAUGAAUAGGGAAAACAGUAACUUUCCCCCGUGCCCAUCCAUCCAGAUCACCCAGUCCUGGGAGGCCGGGCCACUCCCUCCUAAGCUGUCCUCAGACUCACAUGUCCCCAUGUGCUCAACAGACAGACCGAUUAAUGAUUCCCAACCUCCCUGACACUCCAUCCCUCUAUGUAGGCAGCAAUGCCCCUUGGGAAGUGGGGCCACCUCUGAGUCUGGGGUACAGUGUGAGAAACCCCUACAGCCUAGAACUGUGAUGACAAGCCCACCAUUACCAUUACUACUCAGAACAUGUCCCAGCAGAUCUGGCUUCAGGAGAACCCUUUAGAUCCCUGCGCCUGGCAUCUACCCCCGGUCAACUUUUGUAAAGGACAAAAGCCUUCCCAGGCCAAGCCCUCCUCAGCCUGGACCACAUCCAUGGGAUGCCGGGGCUGUUUACUGCUUUGGGGUAACCAGUCUGGUCCAGGGGUCAGGCACCAAGGAAAGCAGACAGAUCUAGAAGAAACCAAAUAUGCUUGUUGUUCUUUCCAAGUUGGGUCUGAUAGGCCUGGGAAUGGGGCAGGGCCAGGAGCUGGAAGGAUCAAGGCAGUGAUGGGAAAGCAAGUCCUAAUACAGAUUUAUUUUCCUUUUUGUAGUACCAGGGCCUUGCAUGGGCCAGGAAAGUGCUCUACUACUGAGCUACAUGCUAACUGGCCUGGGCCUCAAAAUCUCCAAAGUGCCCCGGGGGGCUGCCUUGGCAGCCAAGACAAGACUGUUGGUCCCCUGUCCUCUCGCCUACUCCAGUAAAGAGCCUGUUCUGCCUCUCCUGCUUUGCUGACCUUAGGGAAGUUACUUAAGGUCUCUGUGCCUUGACUUUUCAUCUUUGAAAUGUAAGUGCCUGGUUCUUACCAGGUUCUGGCCCAUAAAAUACACACACACACACACACACACACACACACACACACACACGCAUGCACACACACAUCAUACACAUACAUGCACACACAUGUGCACAUACACAUCAUACAUGUGCACACGCACAUCACACAUGUGCACACGCACGCACAUGCACACACACACGCCUAGAGUGCCAGCUAACAAGCUUCAAGAAGCCUUCUCUUCCACAGUGAUCCAUCACAUACCCAGUGAUUUUUUUUAAAAAAUGAUGUUCCACUAUACAGCCCUAGCUGACCUGAAACUCAUAAUGUAGACCAGCUUGGCUUAGCCCGGAACUCACAGAGAUCUGCCUGCCUCUGCCUUUCCUGUGCUGGGGUCAAAGGUGUGCACCACCAGGCACAGUUCAGGAUGCUUUCUUUGGUUUCUCCAAAGUACAUUAAUCCCAGCACUCGGGAGACAGAGGUGGGCAAAUCUCUGUGAGUUCAAAGCCAGGUUGGUCUACAUAGAGAGUUCUAAGGCAGCCAGGGCUAUGUAGAGAGACCCUGCCUCAAAAAACAAAACAAAAAUCAAACUAACAAGAACAACAACAAAAAGAAAAACCCCCCAAAGUGUACGUCACAAAGCAAAGCAACUGCGCUGGAGGAGCAUUUAGAUUCCUGCGCUGAGGCAGGGUGGAAGAGCUUGUGACUACGCAGGAUCAGGUUUGUGUGUGUGAAAGGGGACGCUGGUGGAGAACUGAGCAGGGUGAGACAGGCCCCUGAGCUGAAGCCUCAAGAACGCUCUGACAGAUCCCCAUUGUCCCCAGACAGGGAUGAUUUUUCUGGGCUUUGUCUGGAGAUAGACAGGGUUGUUCUCCUGGUUGGUGGAAAAGGACUGAGAGUCAGUCCUACAACCUGACAAACUUUAGAGGAAAAUGACAGCUUUGCCUGCCCUUUGGGGAGGUCAGAUUCCAAGGCCACACCCCUUCUGCUGAGGAGUUGCAUCGGGAGUCCUCCCCCAAGCCUCCUCAGGUCUUCUCCAGGCGCCCUCUGUAGCUGCCUACAAUGAGCAUCUAUGGGACCUACAAGGAUGGUGUUUAGAAACCAGGAGCCCUGGGUGCCAGAAAAGCGGAGUCUUGAGGGGCCAACAGCUGAGGCUCCCUUUUGAGGGUUCUUGGGUCUGGAUGACAUUAAUUCUGGCCCUCCAUGACAGCUUUCAUGCUCACAGACUGUAGUGAGUGUGUACAUACAUACAGGCCAUGUCAACUGUGUGGACACAGAAAAUGGGAGAUCGGGGUGAACGGGCUGCGUGCAGAACCGGCUGUGUGCAGGGAGUGAGGUUUCCAAGUCUCAAGGAAGAGCAGGUGACCUGGGACGGAUCCAUGGCCAAGCCCCUUCUUGUUACAAAGGCCCAGCAUUGCCUGAGUAUCUGGUAGAAUCACAGAGGCACCCUCCAGCCUUUCCUAGGCUACCUCUACAGGUACUAACAAGAAUCAUCUACAUAAACUACAAGAAAUAUGUUUAGAAAGCAAAGGACCAGGAGCCCUGGGUGCCAGGAAUGUGGGUCCUACUCCACAUCCACUGAAGCACAGCCACAGGGGUACCCCCUUCCCCACUCCUGGCAUCUGGUUUCUAAUACAAUCUCCAGGUUGCUCUUGUGUGUGAUGGGGUGUCACAGGUCCAGGAUACAGGUGGAAGACAGAUGCUAGGAGCGGGGCAGUCAUUUGGACGGUUCAGAACUGUUACAUUCACUGUGGCUUGGCAAUUCUGAGGUCUGUUUCCUGGCAAGUGAGCAGCAGGGGCAAACUCCACCAUCCAAGGCCUGUCUUCUGGGCUGCUGGCUCUGGUUAGAGGACACUAGUGGGGCUGGAGAGAUGGCGCAGUGGUUAAGAGCACCGAAUAGUCUUCCAAAGGCACCCACGUAGUCUCACAACUGUCUAUAACUUCAAGAUCUGACACCCUCACCCAGACAUACAUGCAGGCAAAACAUCAAUGCACAUGAAAUAAAAAAAAAUAAUAACAUUUUAGAGGACAGCAGGUAGGGGCUCCUAGACCCGGACCUCUAUGGUUCCUUCGAGGGCUGUAGCUCCUCUUUGGGAUGUAGGAGCAUCAGGGGAGGGGGUGCUACUCCUUGGUUUAUAAUGCCUCCUUGCAUGGAUUCUCCAAGCUGUAAAUAAAGAGGUGACAGUUGCUAAGCCA
Molecule: messenger RNA, 5207 nt
Organism: Mastomys coucha (southern multimammate mouse)
Lineage: Eukaryota; Metazoa; Chordata; Mammalia; Rodentia; Muridae
Gene: Draxin
Product: dorsal inhibitory axon guidance protein
Exons: 7
Coding region: 141-1172 (343 amino acids)
Biological process (GO): Wnt signaling pathway; axon guidance
Cellular component (GO): extracellular region
Source: RefSeq, a predicted model, not a curated record